Kockovaella imperatae is the source of this 609-nucleotide messenger RNA. RefSeq lists its product as hypothetical. The transcript has 6 exons. The record is from RefSeq and is a predicted model, not a curated record. Bases 1 to 609 code for a protein of 202 amino acids. NCBI's taxonomy places the organism in Eukaryota, Fungi, Basidiomycota, Tremellomycetes, Tremellales, Cuniculitremaceae.
AUGAGAACGUUCGUCAUUGGAAUAUUAGCAUUGGCGUCGACCGCUUUGGCCCAGAUUGAAACGAUCACUUUACCUAACGGUAACACAGUCGUCAUUUCAGUCGGCACCAACGCACUGGGUGAUGAGUUCACAACUACUUUAAACUCCGCUCUCGUCGUAGGUGGUGCAGCCGCGGAAACAAACACCAAGACGAACACGAAGACGACAACGACGGUGAAUAACGCAGUAGAGGGCGGUGCCCCCACCACCACCACUGGUCCCCGAGUUGUCGGCGUCGAGACUACAGCACCACCAAUGAGGACGACAACUUACUGGUACGACCCUGGUGAUGGUGUAUGGAUCUCUCAGAUCUGGACUGCAUCGAUUACAGCGGCCCCCACCGUAGCCACCGCCAUCGUUCCCGCAGGAACUAUCCAAAACUACAACUCGUAUCAGACUCAGAUCAACUCAGUUGUCUUGAAAUCAGCAGAAGCUGCCGAGGCUGCUUCAUCAGGCCAGGUCUCUGGGAAUAUUGGCGCAGCUAGACGCGGAGUCCAGGAGCAAGCAGCAGGACUGGUCGCCGCAGUCGUUGGCUUCGUCGGAUUGGGCGUCGGCCUCGUCGGUCUGUGA